Condylura cristata (star-nosed mole) is the source of this 1867-nucleotide messenger RNA. RefSeq names its product protein CutA homolog. Bases 1 to 582 code for a protein of 193 amino acids. The transcript has 7 exons. Gene Ontology annotation, biological process: response to metal ion. The record is from RefSeq and is a predicted model, not a curated record. NCBI's taxonomy places the organism in Eukaryota, Metazoa, Chordata, Mammalia, Eulipotyphla, Talpidae. Gene Ontology annotation, molecular function: copper ion binding.
AUGGAGACUGAGUUAACUUUGUGGAUGGAGGACCUGACCAUAAGGGCAGGCUCUGAUGCGAAGACCAUCUGCCACCAGACCAAAGCCACUCAACAAACACUGAGAAUAAGUUAUAGGGUCUUGUGCUACUGUGCUAAACUUGGGGACAUCAUCUCAGGAGACUCAGGAUCUAAGAUCCUGGCGGCUUCUCUCCUGACCUACCCCAUACUCAGGACCCUGUACCUGCAUCUCCACUCCGCCGUCACUGGCAGCUAUGUCUCCGGCACUUACUCUGUCGUCUUUGUCAACUGCCCCAACGAGCAAAUUGCCAGAGAUAUCGCCAGGGCUGUGCUGGACAAGAAGCUGGCUACCUCGGUGAAUAUCCUGCCCCGGGUAUCCUCACUGUACUUUUGGAAUGGAGAGAUAGAAGAAGCCACUGAAAUCCUAUUGUUAAUAAAGACAAAGACUUCCAGGGUCUACACGCUGUCCAGCUACAUCAGGUUGGUGCAUCCUUUCGAGAUCCCAGAGGUCUUCAGUCUUCUCAUGGACCAAGGAGAUGUCCACUAUUUAAAGUGGCUGGAGGAGGGCAUGGGGGAGUACUGAGCACCCCGCUCACCACCUCGGCCUCGUCACUGCACUCUGGGGAAGGGAUGACUCUGCCUGCCACAUAGCUCCCCAGAUCCCGUUUCUGUCAGUGCAGAGGAGCUAAGUAACUGGAGGCUGAAGGUCGGAGGCCCCCGAAUCUGAAGAACCUGGUGGGACUUACCUGAGUACUUCAUGCUCACAGGCGCCCCAGGGGAAGAGGGCGAGGAUGGUGUAUAUGGGGAUUCAUGAGUGGAGUGAGGGGGUUUGUCAACUCUGCAGCCACUGGACCUCCCUCAGGUGCCUAGGAUGCAGCUGCCCACGAGUGUGGGCCUGUGACCUGUUCACCCAGGUGGGUGGGCUCGCUGCUAUUUUCCAGGGACCUCAGCGUGUGCAAUGCCAGUGGUGGGAUGUGGGAACACGCAGGAUUACUUCUAGCUACGGGUGGUGUUUGUACUUCCCAAGUCCUCAGGAAGUGGGACUGGGUGUAGGACUAGGGGAGCAUUAGGGCUCAUCCUCAGCCUCGUGGGCCUGGGAGUAAGUCCUGACCCUAGCCUGAGCGUCGUGACCCUCAGAGGGUGCUGGGGCCUGGCUCUGGGGGCAGAGGUUUUGAGCCCUCCUUACCUUUCAUUUCUGUGCCUUCUGUGGUAGGGAAGAACCCUGGGGAACUGCUAGAUCAGUGUUUUCUAGACCUACAGAACCGAGGUGCUGAAAGGCAUCCUGGGAUUGCCUGGUUGGGGGUCCCCACUCACACUGCAGCCAGGGCUACUGUGCUCUUAAGAUUGUUAUGUUUUGAGCUUCGUUACAAGAUUGGAUUUAUUUUUUCUAAAAAGUUUGGGCCCUCUCCCACACUUCCACCUAGAAUGCUGUGGAAGCUGGGCCAGGGCCCAGAGUCCUAUUUACAUGCACGAACUCCUUCCUAGCAUUUCUCUGAAUUCAGAAACCUCAGAAAAAUCAGGUGAGCAGUGAGAAGCAUUAUAAUUAUCCAUGAAUACUAGUGCUGGCAACUACAGAGAUGUUACUGGUUUGAAGAUGAGCACAAAGCACUAUGCAGAGUUAGGUUCAGAAGAACUAAGAUAGGAGCUGGGGUGUGGGGGGCGGGUGGAGAGAGAGAGAGAGAAAGAGCCCACCAACUUGGUCUCAUGAGGGACGACUGCCCCGUCAAGGCGUGGGAGCAUGCGUGUUAGCCCUGCCUGCUGCCAACCAUGAGUUAUUCUUGGAGAUAAGUUUUUACACAUAGUCUUUAUACAAACCCUAUGAGUAGUAUUCAAAGAAAUUUUUGGAGCAAAAUAAAUACUGACUUGAC